AGCUCGCGUCGAGAUCGCACGUUGCUUUCAAAUUCACUCUCGUGCAGACAUGGGACAGUGCUCGAGACGAAGGGAACGGAGCUUCUCGGUGUACACUUAGGCAGAAAUGGCGCGCCUCGGCGAAGUUGGGUCAGAUAACGCGAGAGAAGUCAGGUGGUUGGGACCGAGAUAUAUGUGCCACCGGGCGAACGUGCGGCCACAUCAGCCUACCAGCCCGGGAUCUCCCGGGUCCCCGGUGAGCCCCCGGUUGCAGAUCGAGUGUACACCAAGCCGAGAGUCGAGCCGACUUCGACUACGUGGGUCCACUUUUCAUGGGCUGGUGGGGUGCACUCCAGGUGGCCAUGAUGGGUGGCGGUAUAAGUAGAGGCCUGCAUUCGCCACCGUUCUCAUACCCUCACCACGUCCUUCGGCUACCUCUUACUUUUACUUAGUGCCCCUUUUUCCACUUUUUAUUUUUUUUUUUUCUUUCUCUCUCUCUCUCUCCCUUUCCCUCUCUCCCUCCUCCCCCUCUCUUUGUCUCUCUCUCGCACACAUACACACACAGGCACGUACGCUCUCACUUGAUCUUUCUUUUUCCCCAUCUAUCGGUGCGCGUUCGCAUUGCCAUUUGUUCAUUCGUUUCGCGCCUCGUCGGCGAAGUCGCGUCACGCGAAGCUGGACGGAGGUCACGUCGAGCGAGGCGCACGUACACGGUUAUACAUCCUGAGUAAUCGGUUCAUCCAGUGAAGAUAUCAACGCUACAUCGUGCAAUUGGAAGACAAGUGCCGGUCCGAGAAGAGGACGGAGAUGAUCGCGAGUGUCCGGUGACGAUAAACGUAUAAAAUAUCGGUAGUAUAUCUUCAGAGAGAAUAUAUAUAUAUCGAUAUUUUCGAAAGUGCCGGGUAUAUACCAUUAUCGAGAAAGGUUUCUGAUUAAUCUGAAGCAGCUGUUCGCGGAACGGAAGAGGAACAGGGAAAAGGGGCAGGACGAGGAAGCGAACUACUGUGUGCAGUGCAGACAUGUGGCUAAGAAGUGUGCUCCUAAUAUGCGGCGUCAUUGCGGGCACGUUAGCUGACAGUCCAUCAGAUGUUGUGCGGAUAUCCGGUGACAAUUUGACUCGAAAAAAUGUCGCAGCAACGACAUAUCAGCCACCGCGAGCAAUCACAAUUGAAGAAUUCAUGACAUCGCACAAAUUGCCGGAAAACGUCGCGAAGCCGUUGGACGACAAUGACGAAUACAUCGACGAAAAAGUAGUCGCGUUUAAAGACAAUAAGCAAGCUAAGAAAGUCGCUCAGAAAUUCGAAAACCUCGAGAAGAAAGCGGCGACACUCGAGCCAGCCAGACGUUUAGAUGUGGCCGAGGAGGACGAUUUGGAGAAUCUCAACGCUAAAAGACAAGCACGAGUCGAGCUCGAAAAUUUUAGCGACACUGGAAAGGUUCUGCAGGAAGGUAGAAUAAAGAAGAUUGAGGGCUCUAAAAGGCCACGACCGACCGAACAGGAUGAGGUUAUUCCAGGAGUCUACGUCAGCGCGGAAUAUCCAACGACUAUGCUACCCAUCCUGACAACUCCACGUGAAGCACGUAGCAAAGACAGCCUCUUCGAUUUCGUUCCUGUAAACAUUAUUCGCGAGGACAGCAAGGAUGGCCACUCGCGUUUUUUUGACACAAAUUUUGGAGACUUGGGUGACGUGAGUUUGGUACCAGCCGGUACGAAUUCUCGUAUUCAGGUAAAGAAAGGGCCAAACGGGAAGGAUUACGAAUACGAGUACGUAUAUUACUAUUACGACGAGGAGGACGAAAACAAAGCGGGUACGGCGGGUUCGGCGGUGACGAAUUCUUACGAUAUUCCCUCUAGAACAACUUCGGCGCCCAGGAGAGCAGGCGCGACCAGUAAUAGGAGCAAGUACAGCACCGUGGAGAGAUCGAGCACCGUGGAGCCCAGCAAUAACGAGGUCAUACCGAACAGAAAUGGUAAUAGAGGCAGACAACUGGUUGAAACUGAGGACGUUUCCGAGGAAAGACUGCCAGCAAACACUCGUUUUCCACCGAGAUCGCGAUCGAAUCACAACACAGGCACAACGGAGCCUUCGCGAGCUCGUAAUAACCGACCACGACCGAGUCUGGAUCUGAUUGACUCCAGCAGCUUCCGGACUCAUCAGGAGGGUCCCGAGUUUCCGCAAACCUUGCCGAAAGGUCCGGUUAGAUUCUUAGGUGUUACCCCUAAUGAAGACAUUGAAGAGAAGCAGAUUAGAAACCGUGGAAGGCCACAAAGAGUUCAAGAACCCGCCCCUGUCGAGGAAGUUAUCGAUGACGCUCCGCUACCUAGAAGACGCCUAGGCAACACGGCAUCAACUGAAACCGGAGUGGAACUGAGCAGAGGUCAACCGAUACGUUUGAGCGAGGAAGACGACGAAGAUGAGGAUACCUCAUCGGAAAGACACAGCAACAAGCGCGUAUCUUCAGAAGACAGGGCGCAAGAGAGCAGCGAGACAGGAACUUCGCCGAUCUAUCCUGUCGUCAGUGCUGACCCCACUGAUAAUCCCACAACGGAAUAUCCGUCGGUGAUGGACAAGGUUGCUCUGGACCUUUACGCCUUCCUGCAGCAGGGCCAAAACAAUCUGAUAGACUCCAGCAGUGAGGCUAGUGAAACAGCUGGAGACAGCACGACGUUGGAGUCCAGCGACGAGAUCACAACCGACCUAACAACAACAGCGGAACUUGCUGACUCUACGAUUGCUAAUGAGGCCACUAACACGACGACGACGACGACGACGACGACAACGACGACGACCGAACCGACAACCACAACGACAACGACCACGGAACCGGCGACUACCACGACUCAAGCUCCCAUAGGAAGAGGGAAAUUCCGACGACCUGGAAUUGGCGGACAAUCUAUUUCGAGAAAUAGGUUCAAGUCCAACAGCGGCACCAGCAGCACAACCGAAGCAUCCGCAGAGCCGACCCAAAGAACCCGAGCACGUUUCGGCGCUAAUGGAGCGAACGGCGGUGGGUUCAAGCGACCUCGACCGGGUGGCAGCCACAAGCCUAUCGAGGAAGACACCGUGCAGAAGGAGACCGCCAGCUCGGCGAACGCGGAGAAACCGGUAUCCGGUCGCGGCAGAUUCCGCGCGCCUUCCGGCGGCAGAAUCGCCGUCUCCACGACGACGUCGGCGCCGUCGAACGGGUCAACGGCCGCCGCGGCGGCGGCGGCGCGGCCCACCUUCAACAAGCUGAACAUCAAUCGAAGACGCGGACGGCCGACCACGACCGUGCCGGGGGGCGAGGAGCCGCAGGACGCGGCGGUGACGAAUCCCGAGACCGGCGGCCCGGUCGUCGUGCAGACCGCGUCGGACAGCGCGACCCCAAAGUCCCCUGUCCGCACGAGACUUCCCGGCGCGCCUGCGAUCAGGCCGGCCGUCAGACCGACCGGUGGCAGAGUCAACCUGAGACAAAAGCCGGGACAGACGACCACGACGACGCUCGCGCCAGAGGCCGAAGGACCCGUCGACGAGCCAGCCGGGGAAGGAACCGAGGAGGAAACUCACGAGGCACCAGCAGAAACCAGUCCUCCGGCACGCUCUACUACAUCAAAUCCUCUAAACAAGCUGCGCAACCGCAAUCGGCUGCAGGUGCAACCAAAAGCGACGACAAAACCGUCAUUGCCGCCGGCGAUCAGGAGAUCGCCGCUGCUGCCGCGACGCAAGGUAGCCGAGACUCCAGCUGCCCAAACGGGCCAGGAGGAGACCGCCUCCGAGGAAGAGACCGCCACCGCCGGCGAGACCGAGCCGACGGAGGCGAUCAUCGCCGAGACCAGCACGGCGGCCAGCACGAAGCACGAGGAGACGCGCGGUCUGAGCGGCCUCCUGGCGCCCCGACGCAGGAUACCGGCGCGACGUCCAGGUCAGAUAGUCGCCCGAGAGUAGAGAAUGACACUCCCGGUAUCCUGGACCACGCGAAUCGACCACCCACCCGAGGAUCCGAGUGACGAUUCCGAUGAAUGAAUGAUCGAGAUACGACGCAAAGAUGAUGGAAACAUAUAAAAAUUACAGAUUGAUCAACGUGCGUUUCUUAUCAUAUUACUCUCUGACCGGCAAAACGGUGUCUUAUGUGUUAUGAAAAUGGCAGGCGUACGUGUCCUUCGACGGGAACAGCUUCUUUUUCGAAAGAUCACGUUUACAGUACCAUUUUAAUUUCCCUCUGCGUCGAAUGCGACAUCCACCUUACAACAUAUUAUAUGUUAGAGCAAAUAUACAAAGUAUCUAAAUUGGUGUGCUCUUUUUAUCAAACGUUAAAUGAAAUAAUAUUAUUUCAUGAAGUUAGGUUUUAAUAUUUGUGAACGUCCCAUUAAUUCUGUAUUAAAUGUUCAAUUGUCUUCGUCAGAUUCAUUGUUAGUAAAAAUGGAAUUAGAAAAUAACGGACGUUCGUUUCAAUUGCUUACCGGAAUUACGUAUACAUUUUAGGUGAAAUAGUGAAUUAUACAUAGAUUAUAUUCAUAAUAGAUAAUCAGUGACUAUCUUAAUGAUAAUAAUGAUAUGAUCAGCGAUUUUGUUAUAUUAAUGAAUCCAUUUACUACAUGAAACCGAUUUAUAAGCACGAUAGGAAUCAUCUUCGCAUGGAUAAUAAUUAUAAUUGUAACUUAACGCAACAUAUAAUGAGAUAAAUAAGUAUUUUCAAGUCUCUAUACUGCGAUAACUAUAAUUAUCGUAUAUUUAAUUCGGCGAGUUUU
Monomorium pharaonis (pharaoh ant) is the source of this 4708-nucleotide messenger RNA. Its product is annotated as mucin-5AC. The record is from RefSeq and is a predicted model, not a curated record. NCBI's taxonomy places the organism in Eukaryota, Metazoa, Arthropoda, Insecta, Hymenoptera, Formicidae. The transcript is spliced from 9 exons. The coding region runs from base 999 to 3905 and encodes 968 amino acids.